GUUUUUUGAGACAGGUCUUGUCACGUAGUCCAGGAUGGCAUCAAACUCACUAUGUGGCCCAGGCUAACCUUGAACUCAUGGUGAUCCUCUUGCCUCAGCCUCCCAAGGGCUAGGGUUAUAGGUCUGUGCCACCAUACCCAGCAGGCCAAUGACUUUUAGAGGACAUACGAGAGGUAACCAGGAGAUCAGUUGGAAGUCAAGGACCUUAGCAUCCUGAGCCAUUUUAUUGCCUUCAAGACUGACCUGGUCAGAGGUCAUCAUGCUGAAGUUAAAAAGCUCGGAGUCGGUCCGGGUGGUGGUUCGCUGUCGGCCCAUGAAUAGCAAGGAAAAGGCUGCUUCCUAUGACAAGGUGGUGGAUGUGGACGUGAAGCUGGGCCAGGUAUCUGUGAAGAACCCCAAAGGUACAGCCCAUGAAAUGCCCAAGACCUUCACCUUUGAUGCAGUCUACGACUGGAACGCCAAGCAGUUUGAGCUCUACGAUGAGACGUUCCGACCACUCGUAGACUCUGUGCUGCAAGGUUUCAAUGGGACAAUUUUUGCCUAUGGACAAACUGGGACUGGGAAAACCUACACGAUGGAAGGGGUCCGUGGGGACCCUGAAAAAAGAGGAGUCAUCCCCAACUCAUUUGACCACAUUUUCACCCACAUCUCUCGAUCCCAAAAUCAGCAGUAUCUGGUCAGGGCUUCUUACUUAGAGAUCUACCAGGAGGAGAUCCGAGACCUGCUCUCAAAGGACCAGACCAAAAGGCUUGAACUUAAAGAGAGGCCCGACACUGGGUUGUAUGUAAAAGACCUGUCCUCUUUUGUCACCAAGAGUGUGAAGGAGAUAGAGCACGUGAUGAAUGUAGGCAACCAGAACCGCUCAGUUGGUGCCACCAACAUGAAUGAGCACAGCUCCCGUUCUCAUGCAAUCUUCGUCAUCACCAUCGAGUGCAGCGAGGUGGGCCUCGACGGUGAGAACCACAUCCGCGUAGGGAAACUGAACCUUGUAGAUCUGGCUGGCAGUGAACGGCAAGCCAAGACCGGUGCACAGGGAGAAAGACUGAAGGAAGCAACCAAGAUCAACCUCUCCCUUUCAGCCUUGGGGAAUGUCAUCUCUGCCCUCGUGGACGGCAAGAGCACGCACAUUCCGUAUCGAGACUCAAAACUUACAAGGCUCCUCCAAGAUUCCCUUGGUGGCAAUGCCAAGACUGUGAUGGUGGCCAAUGUAGGGCCUGCCUCUUACAAUGUAGAGGAGACUCUGACCACCCUAAGAUACGCUAACCGUGCCAAAAACAUUAAGAACAAGCCAAGGGUCAAUGAGGACCCAAAAGAUGCCCUCCUUCGAGAAUUCCAGGAAGAAAUUGCUCGGCUUAAAGCCCAGCUAGAAAAACGGUCCAUUGGCAGAAGGAAGAGGCGAGAGAAGCGGAGGGAAGGUGGUGGCAGUGGCGGGGGUGGGGAAGAGGAGGAGGAGGAGGGAGAAGAGGGUGAGGAGGAAGGGGAUGAUAAGGAUGAUUACUGGCGGGAACAGCAAGAAAAACUGGAGAUUGAGAAGCGGGCCAUUGUGGAGGACCACAGUUUGGUUGCAGAGGAGAAGAUGAGGUUGUUGAAGGAGAAGGAGAGAAAGAUGGAGGACCUGCGGCGAGAGAAGGAUGCUGCUGAGAUGCUGGGUGCCAAAAUCAAGGCUAUGGAAAGUAAACUACUCGUUGGAGGAAAAAAUAUAGUAGAUCAUACAAAUGAACAGCAGAAAAUCCUGGAGCAGAAACGGCAAGAAAUUGCAGAACAGAAACGUCGAGAGAGAGAAAUCCAGCAACAGAUGGAAAGUCGAGAUGAGGAGACCUUGGAACUUAAAGAGACUUAUAGCUCACUGCAGCAAGAAGUGGACAUCAAGACCAAAAAACUCAAAAAGCUCUUCUCCAAGCUUCAGGCGGUGAAGGCUGAGAUCCAUGACCUCCAAGAAGAGCACAUCAAGGAGCGCCAGGAGCUGGAGCAGACGCAGAAUGAGCUCACCCGCGAGCUGAAGCUCAAGCAUCUUAUCAUAGAAAACUUUAUUCCUCUGGAAGAAAAGAAUAAAAGUAUGAACAGAUCCUUCUUUGAUGAAGAGGAAGAUCAUUGGAAAUUACAUCCUAUAACUAGACUGGAGAAUCAGCAGAUGAUGAAGCGGCCAGUCUCAGCUGUUGGCUAUAAGAGACCACUGAGUCAGCAUGCAAGAAUGUCCAUGAUGAUUCGUCCAGAGUCCCGAUACCGGGCAGAAAACACAAUGCUCUUAGAACUGGAUAUGCCCAGCCGGACAACAAGAAACUACGAGGGCCCCACCAUCGCCCCUAAGGUCCAGGCUGCAUUGGAUGCAGCUCUGCAGGAUGAAGACGAGAUACAGGUGGAUGCAUCAUUAUUUGAAAGCACUGCAAUUAAGAAAUCCAAGGCCAGGCCUAAAAGUGGAAGGAAGUCCGGAUCCUCCUCCUCAUCCUCCUCAGGAACUCCUGCAUCUCAGCUGUAUCCACAGUCUCGGGGGCUGGUUCCCAAGUAAAGCUGGGGCUCCUCUCCCAGGGCGUGAACAGCAGUGUUGCCUUCUGAGGGAAGAGAUCAGCACGAAGCUGCAGAGAGGACUCGAGCAGGACUCAGAACUGUUCCCCUGAGAAGCAGUGGCCUCUGCAGAUUAACCAACCUAAUCUGGUCCAACAUGCUGGUCCUAAUCUGGCACUCGGCUCCUCUGGGAAAUGUCCUUUAAAUAGCAUCUCAGAAAUGCAUGGGUAAGGUAAAGUGCGAUAGUCCUAGAGGACAGCAAGAGAAUGACCGUGACCUUGCUUCCAUUCCCCCUUGCCUUCUUUCGAGUCCCGCCUUCUUUUCUUUCCUCUCCUUUUCUAGUCUGUUCUUCACAUUGGGCUCCCUUUUUGUUGAACAGUGGGGCAGAAUCAAGGGUCCCCUUAGCAGGACUGUGUUUUCGGAGCCUCAGGAUAAAGUGACAGUAAGGUUGAAAAGUGAAAACCCUAGAACUUGAAUAGGACCUGAUCCCGUAGCGAGAAAUGAGGAAUCUUAUUUGCAUCUAAUCCCAGAAGGACACUAUCAGCAGCUUCUCAGUAAGAAGUGGAUCUGCUGAAUGAGGAACUCUCUUCCCGUUUCUGCUCCUGAAGGAUUCAGUGUCAGAAGCAGUAGAAAUAUCAUUCCCUUUGCCUCCUUAGAGAGUUUAGGGAAAUCACUUCUUUCAGACCUCAAAACCAUAACCAUCCUGUCAAACCUAAGUCUGAAAGCCAGUGCCAUGUCCAUCUACUGUGUCACUUUAUUGUUCUUCAUUUGUCAUCAUCUUUCCCUAUGCAUGCAUAUCUGAGCAUCCUUGUGUAAGCCUGUCCUCUGCCUCUAGCGUGUGCUUUAGAGUGGGUCUGUUUUGUGGGAGAAGGGAGGCUGGCUCUGCCUUCUCUAAUGGUACUAGAGUUAGGGGAAGGCAACACAUAGUGACUCUUUAAUUCCCCAUUUUGUUUCAUACUGGCAGAAAGAGCAGAAAAGUAGCUAGGCAGAGGCAGAGGCAGAGCUAGAGCCACGAGACUCGGCAGUGGGAAGGGCAUGCACACAGGUGGAAGCAAAGGAGUCUGGCUGCCUACAACAGUGAACUCACGAAUUCUCCCGCCGGGGCUCCCGCCAGGUGGACUGUAACCCCAUCCCCAGCUCAUACGUGUGUGAGCACAAUAUGACUGUGCCCUGUCCGUGUGUCCAUGUGUUUCUGUAAGAGAUGGAGACCAAGAGCUUGCCCAGUUUUAGAAAUAUGCUAAUGUGCA
Molecule: messenger RNA, 3749 nt
Organism: Cavia porcellus (domestic guinea pig)
Lineage: Eukaryota; Metazoa; Chordata; Mammalia; Rodentia; Caviidae
Gene: Kif3b
Product: kinesin family member 3B
Exons: 9
Coding region: 260-2506 (748 amino acids)
Biological process (GO): microtubule-based movement; spindle elongation; mitotic spindle organization
Cellular component (GO): microtubule associated complex
Molecular function (GO): microtubule binding; microtubule motor activity; ATP binding
Source: RefSeq, a predicted model, not a curated record